AAAAAGAUUUGGAGGACAAAAAGUGAUACUUAAAAGGCUAGAACAUGUUGAAAAUGCAAAUCAACGUUGGUUUAAAGAGGCCGAAUCACAUUUGACUAUAAGCAGUAAAUCUCCAUAUAUUGUCCAGUGUUAUGGUUUAACACGAGAUCCAUCAAAUGGAGAUUACAUGCUUGUAAUGAAUAGAAUGGAUUUGAAUUUAAGAGAAUAUUUACAGCAAAAAAAUAAUCAACUUACAUGGAAAAAAAGAAUUCAUUUGGUUUAUAACAUAAUUACCGCACUCAGACAGAUUCAUAAAGAAGAUGCAAUUCAUAGAGAUUUACAUUCUGGUAAUAUAUUAUUGAAACAAGUCAAUCAAAGAUUAUUUAUUAGUGAUCUUGCAUUUUGCGGUCCUGCAGACAAAUCACCAAAUGAUGUAUACGGAAAUCUUCCCUAUAUAGCGCCUGAAGUUAUUUCUAAUAAAGGAUAUACUUUUAAAUCUGAUAUUUACAGUAUUGCAAUGCUAAUGUGGGAAAUUUCAUCUGGACAACCACCUUUUAAUAAUUGUAAACAUAAUUGUUGUCUUGCAAUUAGGAUUAUUAAUGGCGAGAGACCAAUAAUAAUUUCAAGAACUCCUUUAGAGUACGAAAAUUUAAUGAAACAAUGUUGGGAUGAUGAUCCAUUAAAAAGACCUGACAUUACAACACUUUGGGAAAAAAUAAAUGAAAUUUAUAAAAAAUAUCUGAAUAUGCCAAAUGAAUUAGAAGAGAAUAACAAUUUGGAAAUAAAUAAAACAAAUAGUUUAAAAGAAGCAAAAGAAAGAAGUAGCAUAUUAUUUACAAGUAGCAAAAUUCGUAAUUGUGAAAAUUGUCCUGAACCAAGAAAUGUAACAGAAGGUACUAUUGCAUAUUAA
Messenger RNA from Rhizophagus irregularis DAOM 181602=DAOM 197198, 889 nucleotides. NCBI's taxonomy places the organism in Eukaryota, Fungi, Glomeromycota, Glomeromycetes, Glomerales, Glomeraceae. The record is from RefSeq and is a predicted model, not a curated record.